ACUACGAAUUAAGCAUAAAUCGAUAGUCGAUCAAUUUUAUGAUCCAGGAUCAAUAUUUAAACUACUGUUUUUAUUUAAAACUCUGAGGUGCGUAAUUUAAAUAAUAAUGUAUGUAAUUUAAGAAAUGGAUCAUUUUUAUUAGCGCUUUUGCAAAAUUGUAAACUUAGCUUAAGUUAUAAUCGCAAAUAAUGACAUGUCAUUUAUACAUAAAUAAAAACUGUGUUAGUUUGACAAUUCUGUUUUAUCGUCCUUUAUGUUAUGUUACUCUAAAAUUUCUAACCAUACAUUUUUCACAUUUACAGGUAACGUAGUUUUCAGUAUAUCAUCUCAAAAUUUUAUAUUAUUAUCUAUAAUUAAUUUAGUUACUUUAUUGAAAUAAUUAAUAUAGUAAAAAUAAAAAUUUAGUGUUGGUGUUAGUUAAAUUUAACAAUUUUCUGCGCAUGAUUUAGAUUCUGCGUGACAAAUCUCUUUCUUUGUCGUUUGUCCAUCAUUCCGUUCAUUUUUUAGCCUACGUUUUACAUGUUGUGCCGGUUAAAAAAGUGAUUAUAUGAUUGUUUUAAGCGAUAAUAUAUAAAAGCAGACUCAUAAAAUUGUGUCUUUGUGUCCGAUGUCUAGUGCUGGAAUACCAGAGAGUUCCAUUGAUCCUCCAACUAAGAAACGGAAGCUUGACUCAAAUAUAGCUACCCCCGAAAUGGCGAAUAAUGAAGCUUCUGGAUCAUCAAACACUGCUGAUAUCGACGAAGGACUUUACUCAAGACAACUUUACGUUUUGGGACAUGAUGCUAUGCGUCGUAUGGCGAAUAGUGAUGUACUAAUAUCAGGAUUAAGUGGUUUGGGAGUUGAAAUUGCAAAAAAUGUGAUCCUCGGUGGUGUCAAAUCAGUGACUCUUCAUGAUGAGGCUGUUUGCACUAUUCAAGAUUUGUCGUCUCAGUUUUAUUUAACUGAAGCCGAUAUUGGAAAAAAUCGUGCGGAAGCUUGCUGUAAACAACUCUCCGAACUCAACACUUACGUUCCAACUAAAGCUUAUGUAGGUUCCCUUAACGAAGAUUUCGUCAAGAAAUUUAGUGUCGUAGUUUUAACUGUAAGUACCCGAGCUGAACAGCUACGUAUCGGCGAAUUAACACACGAAAAUAACAUUGCCUUAAUCGUAGCCGAUACUAAAGGCUUAUUUUCUCAAAUUUUUUGUGAUUUCGGUAGUUCUUUCACAGUCGUCGAUGUAAAUGGAGAAUCUCCGGUAUCGGCGAUGAUAGCAGAUAUAUCUAGUGAUGUAGAAAGUAUAGUUACUUGUAUUGAUGACACGAGACACGGUAUGGAAGAUGGGGAUUAUGUUACUUUCUCAGAAGUGCAAGGCAUGACAGAACUAAAUAACUGUGAGCCAAUUAAAAUCAAAGUAUUGGGACCUUACACUUUCAGUAUCGGUGAUACUAGUAAAUUUUCAAAAUACGUACGAGGUGGAAUUGUAACUCAAGUUAAAAUGCCCAAACAACUUCAGUUUAAAUCGUUCAAGGAUUCCUUACAAAAUCCUGAAUUUGUUAUCGUCGAUUAUACUAAAAUGGAUCAAACAGUUCAACUUCAUUUAGCUUUUACCGCUUUACACCAAUUUGUUGAGAAGAAUGGUAGAUUACCGAAGCCUUGGAAUGACGAAGACGCUGCAGAAUUUGUUAUUUUAGCCAAGGCUCUCGCUUCUAAUGGUGACUCCAAUACCGAAAUUGAUUGUGAUUUACUCGAAACUUUUGCCAAGAUAUCAUCUGGUGAUUUAAACCCUAUGAACGCCACUGUUGGUGGUAUAGUGGCCCAAGAAGUAAUGAAAGCCUGUUCUGGUAAAUUCCAUCCGAUUUAUCAAUGGAUGUACUUUGAUGCUAUCGAAUGCUUACCGAAAGAUAAAACAGAAAUUACAGAACAAUUGGCAGCACCUAAAGGUACCAGAUACGAUGGACAAAUAGCCGUAUUUGGAUCAGAAUUUCAGAAAAAACUCGCACAAUUGAAGUACUUUGUUGUUGGAGCCGGUGCUAUAGGAUGUGAACUGUUGAAAAAUUUUGCUAUGAUGGGAAUAGGAACAGAAGGACAAGUUACUGUUACAGAUAUGGAUCUAAUUGAGAAAUCUAAUUUGAAUAGACAGUUUCUGUUUAGACCUCACAAUGUUCAACAAUCGAAAUCUGCUACGGCUGCAAAGGUCAUAAAGAAAAUGAACCCGGAUAUAAAUAUCGUAGCUCACGAAAAUAGAGUUGGACCCGAAACUGAAAACGUCUACAACGACGAUUUCUUCGAAAAUUUGGACGGCGUCGCCAACGCUCUGGAUAACGUAGACGCUAGAAUUUACAUGGACAGAAGAUGCGUCUAUUAUCGUAAACCUCUGUUAGAAUCUGGCACGCUCGGUACUAAGGGUAACACACAGGUCGUGGUACCUUUCCUUUCGGAAUCGUACAGUUCCUCUCAAGAUCCCCCCGAAAAGAGCAUUCCGAUUUGUACUUUAAAGAACUUCCCCAACGCCAUCGAACACACUCUGCAAUGGGCCAGAGAUAUGUUUGAAGGUUUAUUCAAACAGAACGCCGAAAACGCUUCUCAAUAUUUAACCGAUCCAGAUUUCAUUGAUAGAACUCUUAAAUUACCUGGUGUACAACCCUUGGAGGUAUUGGAAUCCGUUAAAUCAGCUUUGAUCGACGAAAGACCGAAAGAUUUCAACGAUUGCGUAGCUUGGGCGCGCAACCAUUGGCAAGAACAGUAUUCCAAUCAAAUAAGGCAGCUUUUGUUCAAUUUCCCACCGGAUCAAUUGACCAGUACGGGACAAUUGUUUUGGUCGGGACCGAAGAGAUGUCCUGAACCGCUCACCUUUGAUGUGAACAAUCCUUUACAUUUGGAUUAUGUUGUGGCAGCUGCUAAUUUGAAAGCUGCCGUAUAUGGUAUACCUUCCAAUAGAAACAGGGAUUAUGUCGCUCGAGUUGUUGAAAAAGUCAAAGUACCGGAAUUCGUACCGAAAUCAGGUGUGAAAAUAGCCGAAACCGAUUCUCAAUUAGCAAUGAACGGUAGCAACGUCGAUUUGGAUCGAGUAACUCAAAUCAAAGAAGAAUUACCAUCAUCCGAAGAAUUGGGCGGAUUACGUCUCACCCCGUUAGAAUUCGAAAAAGACGACGACACCAAUUUCCACAUGGAUUUCAUAGUGGCGGCUUCGAAUUUGAGAGCCGCCAAUUACAAAAUCCCCUCAGCCGAUAGACACAAAUCCAAAUUGAUAGCCGGUAAAAUUAUCCCGGCAAUAGCGACAACGACUUCGGUGGUGGCGGGUUUGGUUUGUUUGGAACUGUACAAACUGGCUAGAGGCAUCGAAAGUUUGGAACCGUUCAAAAACGGUUUCGUGAAUUUGGCUCUGCCGUUUUUCGGUUUUUCCGAGCCGAUAGCGGCACCGAAAAUGGAAUAUUCCGGUAACGAAUGGACACUUUGGGAUCGAUUCGAAGUCCAAGGGGAAAUGACACUGCGCGAAUUUUUGGAAUAUUUCAAAGAGAAACACGGUCUCGAGAUAACGAUGUUAUCUCAAGGUGUUUGUAUGUUGUAUUCGUUCUUCAUGGCUAAAGCUAAAGCUCAAGAACGUUUCGGAUUGACCAUGUCCGAAGUGGUUAGAAGGGUAUCGAAGAAGAAGUUGGAGCCUCACGUCAAGGCGUUGGUGUUCGAAUUGUGUUGUAACGACGCGAACGGCGAGGACGUCGAAGUACCGUACGUUAAAUAUAAUUUGUGUUGAAUAAAAUUAAUAAAAAACGAAAAAAAAAAUAGAAAAAAUGAAAUUUUGGAUCAGUUUCCGGGUCGAAAGAAAAUUUAGAAUAUUUCGGAUUGUUUUUUCACUAUUUCUUAUUAAAAUAAAGUUUUUUGGUGUUUAUGUUUUUUUCCAUUUAAUGCAUUUAUUAUUAAUUAAUUGUUGGUGAAUAAUUGGCGGACUGAAAAACUCAAAUGUGAUCAUUUCCAAAUUUGAAAAAUAUUCGCUCCCAAAAAAUGUUUUCCUCCUAUUUUUUUGACACUUUUUUAGUUUUGCUAUGUCAUUUUCCUUAAAUUAUAACAAAAAUCUUGUUUCAAAUCAAUUGAAUUAAAGUUUUUGUGUACUUUUACAUUUGGUUUUGUUUUAAUCCUAAUUUUUUAGUUAAUCAAAGUUUUGUUAGUUUUUGACAUUUUUUUGUAUCUUCAUUGUCAUUUUUAUAUCAUUUUCCACCAAUGUUAUCAACAAUUUUGUUUAUUCUUGCUCCUGAGUCCAUAAAAUCAAAGCUUUCUUCAGUUUUUUGACAUUUUGGAGAGGAAAUACUCUUUUUGGUAGCCCUUAAUUUAGAAAACAUAAGUUUUCCUUUGUUUUUUCAAUUUGCAUCUUGUUUUUUUAUCAUUCUAUUCAAAUUUGAACAAAACUGUUAUUUUUUCGUGCUCCUUGGUUCAUAAAACCAAAGUUUUUCUUAUUUUUUUUACAUCCUUUUGAAUUUUCAUCUUAAUUUUUUUAUUUUCCUAAAAUUGUAACAAAAAUCUCGUUUUCUCACUCACGAAUACAUAAUUACUGACGUUUAAAGUAGGUUUAUGUUUUCCACUAAAAUUUUGUUCGAUAACCUUGAGUCCAACGAUUUUUGCUUUCAGUCAUUUUCAUCACUUUUUUUGUCAUUUUAAUCAAAUUUUAUCAUAAUUUUUAAUUGUUUUUGUUACUGAGAUCCUGAAAUAGAAAUUUUUGAUGUUCUCUGCAAUUUUGUAUCAUUUUUCUCCACUCACCAACAAACCUUGUGCCAUCACUUUCUUCUUUACUCUCCAAGUAAAAGAAAAACUUUAUCAUUUUAUGUGUUUUUCUACUGAAAUCUUGUUCAAUUGACGUUUUAUUUAAAUUCCAUAGAUUUUUAAUCAUAUUUCAAGCUUCACGAAGAGUUUUUUUAGUUCGCCUCAUCAUAUAUCAAAAUAAUUUAACAUAAUGAAUGAGAACGUCAUCUUAUUAACAGCAUAAUUUGAAAAAAAAAUACAAAUAUCAGUUGGAUAUGAAAUUUACCAAGAAACUGAUCUAUGUACGACUGGACAUUGUGAUCUUUUGAAUUAUUUAAUAAACGAUGCGAUUUAAUCUAAUUUCGAACCAGAUUAUAAAUAAGAUGAUGUUUAGCAUUUAAAUGCGUUGAUGCAAUAUAUAUAUAUAUAUAUAUAUAUAUAUAUAUAUAUAUAUAUAUAUAUAUAUAUAUAUAUAUAUAUAUAUAUAUAUAUAUAUAUAUAUAUAUAUAUAUAUAUAUAUAUAUAUAUAUAUAUAUAUAUAUAUAUAUAUAUAUUAACUUUGUAGGGAUUCUCGUUAUUUAUAUAUGAAAUGAACAAAAAAAUGUAGUUCGCAAGGUAACAGUUAUUAUUUUCUUAAAUAUUUUCAUGUGUGAAAUUAAAAUUAAUAUUUACAAAA
Messenger RNA from Diorhabda carinulata, 5386 nucleotides. RefSeq names its product ubiquitin-like modifier-activating enzyme 1 (gene Uba1). Gene Ontology annotation, cellular component: cytoplasm; SUMO activating enzyme complex. Gene Ontology annotation, biological process: protein sumoylation. Gene Ontology annotation, molecular function: SUMO activating enzyme activity. NCBI's taxonomy places the organism in Eukaryota, Metazoa, Arthropoda, Insecta, Coleoptera, Chrysomelidae. The record is from RefSeq and is a predicted model, not a curated record. The coding region runs from base 608 to 3730 and encodes 1040 amino acids. The transcript has 6 exons.